Molecule: messenger RNA, 1118 nt
Organism: Melanotaenia boesemani (Boeseman's rainbowfish)
Lineage: Eukaryota; Metazoa; Chordata; Actinopteri; Atheriniformes; Melanotaeniidae
Product: transmembrane protein 244-like
Exons: 6
Coding region: 264-722 (152 amino acids)
Source: RefSeq, a predicted model, not a curated record
AUUUAAUACACUACAAUGAAUAUAACUUGAUAUAAUAACUAACUGGUACAUGUUAAAAGUCUUUUUUUUUCUUUUGCCCUGUCAACAAAGGCCACCGUGAAACGAGUUGAGUUCGGAUGUCAAAGCGGCGGCGCUGCUUUGUAUUUUGUGCUCCUUUGUCGCUAGAUGGCAGAAGGAGUCUAGUUUCUAGAGGAUUAACGGGCUCGUGCAGCCUGCUAUUGUAAGCGUUAUUUUACAAUGUAACAGCAAGUACAAACCAUGAGAUGGCAUUCAAAGGCAAUACGGUCGAUUCAAAGACCGUCCUGUUCAAUCUACUGCUGUGUCUGGUCAUAUUUUAUUCUUUUUUCUACAUGAUUGGGAGUGUGUGCUUCGGUGCCUUCAGGCUGGAUCAUUUUGACGGACUGAUACCAUUUGACUUUAAGACUGAACCUUCUGAAUCCAACUCCAAAUACCUGGUGAAUCUCUUAUCCCUGGAGCUCACCUACUUUUGUAGUGGCCUUUUGUUUGCUGCAGUAGUGAGGAGGCAGGUUUGGGACUAUGCCUUCACUGUCACUCUUCUACAUGUGAUCAUCACUAGCUCUGUCAUGUUGGAGUUUCCCAUGGUGUGGCAGUGGUGGCUGGCUUUAGGUAGCGGCUUGUUUCUGAUGAUUUGCAAUGGUCAGCUAAUCGCUUACUUCAUGUGCCAAAGUGAGCAGAACUAUGCUACCUUCGGCCUCUACUGACACACUUUUGUUUGUAAACUGUUUCUAAACAAUCUUGUAGUGAGGUAGAAAGGAUCAGAGCAGAUGCUCUCUUCUGUGAGACACCCAUUCGAUUCGCUGCAUUGAUGGGCUUUUCCUGUUGGUCACUAAAAAAAGCUCACCAUCAAAAAUAAAGUCAGAGCUGGGUGCAGUUUGUCUUUAAGAUUUGCCAAUAGACUGGCAUAGUGUUGUAUUAAAGUAAAUGCCACAAAUAGAUGCUCUGUAUUUUGCUUGCAAUGCACACCGUCACUAUGCACCAUUAAGGAAGCUAGUGAAAUAUUAUCAAUAGCUUUGUAAGAUGUAUUACAUAAAAGCAAAAUGGGAAUUGUGCAAUACACAAUUUAGAUUUAAAAAUAAAAAUGCAAAGCAUUAAAAAAA